Molecule: messenger RNA, 528 nt
Organism: Pseudomassariella vexata
Lineage: Eukaryota; Fungi; Ascomycota; Sordariomycetes; Amphisphaeriales; Pseudomassariaceae
Exons: 2
Coding region: 1-528 (175 amino acids)
Source: RefSeq, a predicted model, not a curated record
AUGCGAAUACCACAAGAGAGACCCUCACAGGUACACGCAAAGGAUAAAAAAGCAGGCAGAACAAGAGUAGGCAAUAAGCAGAGGUGGCUUGAGAUUUGGGAUCAGCUGUUUCCAGGGGUCAAGCAGCCAAUAUCACCAUUCGUGGAUCCUUACGAUCAUCUUACUCAAUUCAGCUGGCUAAUCACGGAAGAAGAGUGGCCAGCGUCCAGGUCCAGUUUGUCCCGCGUUGAGGUGGCAGACCCGAUGAGGCAAACUGCAUUAAGAUGCAGAGGCCGCCUCGAUUCAAUGGCCAACCAACAACUGCCCGAACCAGCUUCAACCAAAACUGAGAGUCCGAAAUUUACCAUCGAUACAUCUCCUUGGGAAUCUGUUGACAAAAUUGGGUUCCAAGCGCUCAACAGCAGUACGCCUAGAUCAUUCAACCUAUGGGAGCAUUUUUCUGCCCCAACCAGUUCAGCACCCCAUUGGAUGUCUACGAUCGGCCAGACGGUACUCCAUCCCUCAAGCACGAGGAAAACUCUCUUCUGA